This is a messenger RNA of Topomyia yanbarensis, 1155 nucleotides long. RefSeq names its product charged multivesicular body protein 2a (gene Vps2). The record is from RefSeq and is a predicted model, not a curated record. The transcript is spliced from 2 exons. Gene Ontology annotation, biological process: endosome transport via multivesicular body sorting pathway; protein transport; late endosome to vacuole transport. Gene Ontology annotation, cellular component: multivesicular body; ESCRT III complex. NCBI's taxonomy places the organism in Eukaryota, Metazoa, Arthropoda, Insecta, Diptera, Culicidae. The coding region runs from base 150 to 860 and encodes 236 amino acids.
CUUGUCAAAAGAAAGCUGUUUAUCUUGUUUUCAUUGAUGAGUCAGAAUCGAAAUAGAAAAACAAACCCAGCGAGUCACCGAAGUUAAGCAUUUAAUUUUAUAGAUUUUUAUCACUCUAACGGGCAAAUCGGAUCAUCUCCGGCGACAAAAUGGACUGGCUGUUCGGUAAGAAAAUGUCCCCGGACGAGAUGAUGCGGAAGAAUCAACGUGCCCUGAAUAAGGCGAUGCGAGAUUUGGAUCGGGAGAAAAUGAAGAUGGAACAGCAGGAGAAAAAAAUCAUCGCCGACAUUAAAAAGCUCGCCAAGGAAAAUCAAAUGGAUGCCGUCAAAAUAAUGGCCAAGGAUCUGGUUCGGACGCGACGCUACGUCCGGAAGUUUAUGCUGAUGAAGGCCAACAUCCAGGCGGUUUCGCUGAAGAUCCAAACGCUGAAAUCUCAGAACGCAAUGGGUGAGGCAAUGAAGGGCGUUACAAAGGCGAUGACCAACAUGAAUCGACAGCUAAAUCUGCCGCAAAUUCAAAAGAUUUUGCACGAGUUCGAGAAGCAAUCGGAAAUUAUGGAUAUGAAGGAGGAAAUGAUAAACGACGCCAUGGAUGAUGCGAUGGAGGACGAAGGCGACGAAGAGGAAACCGAUGCCAUCGUGUCUCAGGUUCUAGACGAAUUAGGUCUGCAGCUAAACGAUCAGCUAUCCGGUUUACCACAGGCGUCCGGCUCGCUUGCAGUGUCUGCAGGUAUGAAGGCUCCCCAAGCAGCAGCUGUAGGUACGGGAGGAGCAGUGAGUGGUCCUGGAGGAGCUAAUUCACCAGUGUCAGAUGCGGAUGCCGAUUUACAGGCCCGCUUGGAUAAUCUGCGAAGAGAGUAGUCGUACUGGUGGCGAAAUGGCCGUAAUUUCCGUUUGUCACCUCAUCAUUUUCACUUGCUGGUCACGCUUCAGAAGAUUUCUAAAGUUAGUGGACGGAUAGCGUGUGUUAUGCCGUUGAUUUUAUUUAGUGAUCAGGGCGAAUAAAAGCCUCACAUUGCGAUUGCACUGCAGAAUGCAUAUGAAGAUUAUAAUCAAACAUUUAUUCUUUUAUUUUAUGCUUGUGUGUAUGAUAAAACAUCUGGAAUGUCUUGAACGUAUGUAAAUUUAAAUAAAGACUAAUAUGUUGCCUUCAGGA